GCGGGUGGAGAUUUUUGUCGCCACCCUGUGCUUUCAUCUUAGUUGUUGAUUUUGUGGUGAGGGAGAGUGUAGAGCUGAGCGGCACAGCCACUAGGAUUUACCCACGGCCGCCAUCUUCUCAAUCCCGCUGGACAGCCACUAGCUGCAUACCAUAUAGCCAUCUUCUCAACGCCAAAGUAAGCUACUUCACCGGCGCUGCCAGUCUCACCACCUUGUUUCAGGGAAUCUUAGAGAGAGAGAGAGAGAGAGAAUGGCGAUAAGAUGUACGGAUUUCGGGGUGAAAAGUUGGUUUGCUUCCAACCCUAGAAAUUAUGCUUCGAUAAAUGUUAGGAUUUUCACCAUCAGAUGCUCCUCAGGUGCCGCUGCCACCGCCGUCGAUAUCAGGAAAUUCUUACAGACCCUAGUUAUGCUGGUCAGUUCGUCUUAAUGACAAAUCCACAUAUUGGCAACACGGGGGUAAAUUUUGAUGACGAAGAAUCAAGUCAAUGCUUUCUUGCUGGUUUAGUGAUCAGAAGUCUAAGUAUCGGUACUUCAAAUUGGAGAUGUGCAGAGACACUUGGUGACUAUUUAGCAGAAAGGAACAUUAUGGGCAUAUAUGAUGUCGAUACCCGGGCCAUUACCCGUAGAUUAAGACAAGAUGGAAGCCUUAUAGGUGUACUGAGCACAGAAGACUCUAAAACAGAUGAGGAACUACUGAAAAUUUCUUGCUCAUGGGACAUUGUGGGUGUUGAUUUAAUAAGUGGUGUUUCAUGCAAUUCUCCAUAUGAGUGGGUUGAUAAAACAGGCUCAGAAUGGGAUUUUAACUCUAAUGAGACAGCUGGAGAAACUUUUCGUGUUAUCGCAUAUGAUUUUGGGAUCAAGCAUAAUAUAUUAAGACGUUUGGCAUCCUAUGGCUGUAAAAUCACAGUUGUCCCAUCAACAUGGCCAGCUUCAGAGACCUUAAAGAUGAAGCCUGAUGGAGUUCUUUUCAGCAAUGGCCCAGGAGACCCAUCUGCAGUUCCAUAUGCUGUUGAAACAGUUAAAGAAAUAUUGGGAAAGGUUCCUGUUUUUGGCAUUUGUAUGGGACAUCAGUUGCUUGGCCAGGCAUUGGGUGGUAAAACCUUUAAAAUGAAGUUUGGUCACCAUGGUGGAAAUCAUCCAGUUCGUAACCUUCGGAGUGGUCGCGUUGAGAUCAGUGCUCAGAAUCAUAACUAUGCAGUAGACCCUGCAUCACUGCCUGAGGGUGUGGAAGUGACGCAUGUCAACCUUAAUGAUGGAAGUUGUGCAGGCCUUGCCUAUCCUGCUCUGAAUAUCAUGUCUCUUCAAUACCACCCUGAAGCUUCUCCAGGGCCUCAUGAUUCGGAUCCUGCCUUCAGGGAAUUCAUCCAGUUGAUGAAGCAAGUAAAGCAAAAUGCCUGACCAAAAUCUUCACCAGGUUCCGUAUACAAUCAGGUGGGGUUUUGCGGAGAAUGAGUCUUGACUCUGUACUUGAGGUUGAUGACUUCUGCAAGCAGAAGGAAAUUUGUAUCUUAAUUCAUAAGUUUCAUGAUUUAAGCUGUUCUUGAAUGAUCAAAUCACCUUAAAUGCUGGCCUUUUUUUCUUUUUCAUUUGUUUGGAUUCUGCAUGUCGUUGGUCUAAGGUUGAAAAAAAACGCAAUAAGCCAUAUUUGUAGCUUA
This is a messenger RNA of Vitis vinifera (wine grape), 1655 nucleotides long. Its product is annotated as anthranilate synthase 02. Gene Ontology annotation, molecular function: carbamoyl-phosphate synthase (glutamine-hydrolyzing) activity. The record is from RefSeq and is a predicted model, not a curated record. Bases 346 to 1398 code for a protein of 350 amino acids. The transcript is spliced from 9 exons. Lineage: Eukaryota; Viridiplantae; Streptophyta; Magnoliopsida; Vitales; Vitaceae. Gene Ontology annotation, biological process: L-glutamine metabolic process; 'de novo' pyrimidine nucleobase biosynthetic process; L-arginine biosynthetic process. Gene Ontology annotation, cellular component: cytoplasm; carbamoyl-phosphate synthase complex.